UCCUCUAGGCCAGCGGAGGACCCGCCCACCCAUGAGUCAGAGGAUUUUGUGAGGUCUACUAGAAUGACAGCUCAAACCUGUCCACGUCAACACCAGAGAACUACUAUGGAGAUCGCGUCUUUGGAACCCUCGCUGUACACCGUGAAAGCGGUCUUCAUUCUGGACAACGAUGGCAAUAGACUUCUAUCAAAGUACUACGACACAGAGCUCUACCCCUCCAUGAAGGAGCAGAAGAACUUUGAAAAGAACGUUUUCAACAAGACACACAAAGCUGACAAUGAGAUUGCCUUCGUGGAGGGGAUGACGAUCGUGUAUAAGUGCAGCAUCGACCUAUUCUUUUACGUGGUGGGCAGUGCACAGGAGAAUGAGCUCAUGCUCAUGGCUGUACUGAACUGUCUGUUUGAGUCCCUCGGUCAAAUCCUAAGGAAAAAUGUGGAGAGAAGGUGUCUAUUGGACAACAUGGACGGAGUCUUCUUAGUAGUGGACGAAAUUAUUGACGGGGGGGUGAUCUUGGAAAGCGACCCCCAACAGGUCAUCCAGAAGGUCAAUUACAGGGCGGAUGACAACCCACUGUCAGAGCAGAGCGUGGCUCAGCACAUUACGGACAAAUUGGCUAUGACCUCCAAUAUAAUGCAGUCUGCCAAAGAACAAAUAAAGUGGUCAAUACUCAAAUGAUCUACACUGCCUGUCCAAAGGUCAAAUGUUUUACAGUAAUGGACAGUACAAAUAUAUGUGUAAAUAUUAAGGGGUGUAUUUAGCGUUUUAUGCUUAAAUAGGCUAUAAUUAUAGUAAUUAGUGGCAAAUACAGCGUUUUUCCUAUGAAGGCAAGAUGAUAUUUGUAAUUAUUAUUUUGGAAAUAAUCUGUUUUAAUUUAUUUGAUUUGCAAUAAAAAUCUGAAGAAUUAUGCUAGAUUAUAGCAUAUGAUUUUGUUAAUUUCCCUUAACCCACACAAAAUGCUCUGUAAAGAACGUUUUAACCAAACCAAGAGAACUGAAUUGUGUUUUAAUGUGCUCAGGCCUACACAACAAGGGGAACUGUUGCUUAGGCUUCAAUGAUUAUGAAGUUAUGUGACAGAGAACUUUAAACAUGACAUUUUGAUAUACUACAUUUUAAAGCUUUGUAAGUUUAACAGAAAAAGGGCAAUAGCCUGUGUAAUGUUACAGUAGUUCAGGUUCUGGUUGAAAGUCAGGUUACCCCAUAUUCAUUAUAGAAUGAUUGCGUGUUCAUAAUAAAACGAAGUUGGCAUAAGUAGGUAGGCGUAUGUUUUUUUUCUGAAGCACUGAGAACACCUUUAAGACCAUAAGAAUAAAAUAUAUUUUGUUACUAGCCUGUGAUGGACAAAUAAACUAUUUGAAUAUUUCCUCAUUUUAACGCCAAAUAGGAAGAUAGGCUAAUAAUUGUUAGUUUUGUCGAUUUAUAUUGCCGUCUGUUUUCUAAUUUGAGUCUGUCUGUUGUCAAGCUAAUUAAACUAUUUUUUGUA
Molecule: messenger RNA, 1480 nt
Organism: Oncorhynchus keta (chum salmon)
Lineage: Eukaryota; Metazoa; Chordata; Actinopteri; Salmoniformes; Salmonidae
Product: coatomer subunit zeta-1
Exons: 10
Coding region: 64-675 (203 amino acids)
Biological process (GO): intra-Golgi vesicle-mediated transport; retrograde vesicle-mediated transport, Golgi to endoplasmic reticulum; intracellular protein transport
Cellular component (GO): COPI vesicle coat
Source: RefSeq, a predicted model, not a curated record